Molecule: messenger RNA, 1791 nt
Organism: Peronospora farinosa
Lineage: Eukaryota; Oomycota; Peronosporomycetes; Peronosporales; Peronosporaceae
Source: the annotation of a GenBank genome assembly
AUGGUCAAGUUUUGCAUCGAAUGUGGGGCUUCAAAUCCGGGCAAAUUUUGUUCCGAAUGUGGUCAUCGUUCCAUGGAAACGAGUACUGUCUCUUCUUCCUCUUCUUCUUCUAGUGCGACUUCUUGUAUUGUUCCCAUGGCUUCAGCUUUUCGUCGUGAAAACUCGCCAUAUGGUGGUGAUACAUUUCACCACACAUUGGAAACUAGUUUAAAAAAUGGGUCAAGUUUCAAAAAUGGGUCUUUUCAAGCUCCUGCUAGUUCCCUUUUAAUGGAUACUUUUGAUCAAGUACCACCUGCUGCUACUGGAACCGAAGCACAAGAGUAUUAUGAACGUUGUGUAAACACAAUUCGAGCGUCUAAAGGUGGAAAUAAUGAAAAAGGAGUCAAGAAAUUUAAACACAAUUGUCGAAAAUUUGGACUUAAAGAAAUGGACGUUCAAGUGUUUUAUACGUCAAUUGUGACGGAAUUAGGAGCUGAAAACACUCGGACUUUUAUCCCAACAUUGGCGAGAUUAGUACCGGAUGAUGCUCGACGAAAAGAAUUGAUGGAUUAUAAUGCACAACAAGGAACAUUUGCGUUGCGAAAAAGUGGAAGGAUUAGUUUUGGAGAAAAGGCAGACACUCAAUUGGCUCUUGUUGAUACAAACACGAGCAUGACGGAAACGUUACGUCGUGACUCGACUCUAAGUAACAACAAGGAGGUACAGAGUAAAGGAAUACUUAUUAAUCGCUAUGCUGAUCAUCCAAAUUGUGACGUGUGUAAUGUACAAUUUGAGGUGACAAAGCGACGUCAUCAAUGUCGUUAUUGUGGACAAUUUGUCUGUAGCUCUUGUUCUCCUGUUCGACUAUUGGUGCCACCUGGGAGACAAAUUGAAGGUGCUACUAGUUAUGACGCGUCGAUUCCACAACGAGUGUGCAUUCAAUGUGCUCCACAACUUCACCCUCUUCAAGAUGAAUUGGUUGCUACCUAUGCCCAAUCGCAGACGGAAAACAUUCACGAAACUCGUAGCCGUUUCCAUGCCCCAUAUACAACCUCAUUGAAUAAGGAGUGCUGCAAUGCAGCAGAUAUUAUUGGCAACUUUUUCCGGAGCGAAUGGGGAUCGUCGGCUGAUCGUGCAAUUCCUGUGGCAUUCUUGCAAAAGGCCCACGGUCUUGCAGUUAUGACCGUUAUCAAGGCUGGAUUCCUUGUAUCUGGCAAGAUUGGCACGGGGCUUGUUGUUGCUAAACUACCGGAUGGAUCGUGGUCGGCUCCCUCUGCCAUUGGAACGUUUGGACUUAGUGGUGGAUUCGAAAUUGGCGGAGAAUUAGUAGAAGUGAUGGUUAUUCUUGGAUCGGAAAAAGCUGUGAAAGUGUUUCACAAACCGCAGGUCAAUCUUGGUGCGGGGCUGGAUAUUGCCGUGGGUCCAUACGGCCGAUCAGCACAGGCAGCCGCUGCGGCCAGCACGAGCGGUCUGAAUGCCAAUUACAGUUAUUCACACAGCAAAGGACUAUACGCUGGUAUUUCACUUCAGGGAGCUAUCCUGACUGCACGCUCGGACCUGAACCGAAAGUUUUAUGGUCGUGAAUUGCAGCCGAGUGAGUUGCUGAGUGGCUACGUGGAACAACCAACAGCAGCGCGGCCACUGUAUGAGGCAAUUGAUAAUGCAAUGCGAGGCAUCGAGGACCACAAGGAGGUGCAGCUCCGCCGGUCGUUGAUCAUGGGGCCAUGCCGGCUCUGCAAUUGCCCCAUGUUUCAGGCACACACCACUCAAGUGUGGAACAAGAAGUGCAAAACGUGUAGCCACGCACAUUGA